GAUUGAUGGACCUAGAUGGCACCAAAAGAAGAAAGGUUUUUGUCAUAAUAGGAUGGGAUUUCCAGUACCUCCUUCCUCCAAGAACUCUCAGCACUUACUGAAUUUUAAUUCAGCCGUCUUUGACAAUUAGAAUGUUUACUUUGACUAACUUUUUACAUUUCUAAACCUAAAAUACUAAAUAUUUCUCCUGCCCAUUUAGUGGAGAAAAAGGCAAAGCAUAGAAAGGCUUUAGUCUCUACUUCUGAGACUGGAAUAAAUGAAUGCUAACAUCUUACAGAACCAUCUGAGUCAGAGCUUUUCAGUGACCUUGGAUAGAUGAGAAAACUGAAACCCAGAUACAGGAAAUAACAAGUCCAAGCCUCCCCAAAUGGCUAGAGGCAGAGCAUGGACUAGAGCCUGGGUUUCCUGACUCCUAGUGUUCUGGGGUCUGCAGCCUUCCUUUAUGUCCUUGAUGGCAUAAGCCUUUAUACCCAGUCCUGGGAGCCCUGUCUCAGGACUCAACUUCCCUAUGGGGAGCACAGGGAACUGGGAUUGGGGCAGGCAAACUGGUGGUGCCAGGUUCUUCCCUUUCCUCCCAAAUUUCCAGCUGUGGAUGGGGACCCACCCCCGGGGAGAUGCCAAGAUCCUUGACAACCGCAUUUCACAGAAGACACUAGGCCAAUGGAUCGCUGAGAACCAGGACUGCUUGGGCUCUAAGGUCAAAGACACCUUUAAUGGCAAGCUGCCCUUCCUCUUCAAAGUGCUCUCAGUUGAAACGGCCCUGUCUAUCCAGGCACAUCCUAACAAGGCGUUGGCAGAAAAGCUGCACCUCCAGGCUCCACAGCACUACCCUGAUGCCAACCAUAAGCCAGAGAUGGCCAUUGCCAUCACCUCCUUCCAGGGCUUAUGUGGCUUCCGGCCAGUUGAGGAGAUUGUGACCUUUCUGAUGAAAGUGCCCGAGUUCCGUUUCCUAAUUGGAGAUAAUGCAGCAACACAGCUAAAGCAGAGCCUGAGCCGUGACUCCCAGACCAUGGCCUCUGCUCUGCAGAGCUGUUUCUCCCACCUGAUGAAGAGUGAGAAGAAGGUAGUGGUGGAGCAGCUCAACCUGUUGGUAAAGCGGAUCUCCCAGCAAGUGGCUGCUGGGAACAAUGUGGAGGACGUCUGUGGGGAGCUCCUGCUGCAGCUGCACCAGCAGUAUCCAGGUGAUAUCGGAUGCUUUGCCAUCUACUUCCUGAACCUGCUUACCCUGAAGCCGGGGGAGGCCAUGUUUCUGGAGGCCAACGUGCCCCAUGCCUACCUGAAAGGAGACUGCGUGGAGUGCAUGGCGUGUUCAGACAACACAGUACGUGCUGGUCUGACACCUAAGUUCAUCGACGUGCCAACUCUGUGUGAAAUGCUCAGUUAUACCCCUGGCCCCAGCAAGGACAGGCUCUUUCUUCCAACACGGAGUCAGGAAGACCCCUACCUCUCUAUCUAUGACCCCCCUGUACCAGACUUCACUAUUAUGAAAAUGGAGGUCCCGGGCUCCGUCACUGAGUAUAAGAUCUUGGCACUGGACUCUGCUAGCAUCCUCCUGAUGAUGCAGGGUACAGUGACAGCCAGCACUCCCACAGCCCAGGCAGCAAUCCCCCUACAGCGUGGCGGGGUACUCUUCAUUGGGGCUAACGAGAGCGUCUCACUGAAGCUCAUGAUGCCUGAGGACCUGUUGAUGUUCCGUGCCUGCUGUCUGCUGUAGAGGCCACAGCCAUCUCCUGCCUAGUCACCUGAAAUCCUGGCCAGCCUUACCUCCUCAGGCCCAGCCCAAAUGCCUUCCCUGCUCUGGACGCUCUGGAGAUGCCUUAGGAGAGCUGGUGGAGUAGUGAGCAGGCCUAGGCUGAACCAUCUUCCUGGGAGGGUCCCAUGUGAAGACUAAGGACUGACACUUCCUUUGUGUUCUCAGCACACCUGAGCCAGACUCAAUGCAGGAGGCAACAGCCCUUCCACCUACCGCAUUAAAUAGGCUGGUGAAAUCUAUGAUUAGCUCAGUAUCAGUUACAGCAAAAGGGUAGGUAACUAAUUUUUAAGAACAGGGUUCUGGCCCUGAGGUUGCCUGUUUCCUUGGCUGGAGAGGACGGAAAGGGUAGGCCUGCGGACUGAUAUAGUUCAUUGUCACCCUCUUGCUCUGUCAAAGCAAUUAAAGAUCACCUGUGUUGAGGCUGUGGGGGUGCACAGCACUCAGCCA
Molecule: messenger RNA, 2200 nt
Organism: Hipposideros armiger (great roundleaf bat)
Lineage: Eukaryota; Metazoa; Chordata; Mammalia; Chiroptera; Hipposideridae
Gene: MPI
Product: mannose phosphate isomerase
Exons: 6
Coding region: 509-1714 (401 amino acids)
Biological process (GO): carbohydrate metabolic process; GDP-mannose biosynthetic process
Cellular component (GO): cytosol
Molecular function (GO): mannose-6-phosphate isomerase activity; zinc ion binding
Source: RefSeq, a predicted model, not a curated record